AGGGGUCUUAAGGGGCGGUGAGCGCAGGUCGGAUUUCCUCGGAGGCUGCCGAGCGGCGGAGCUCCCACCUUCCCUCAGAGCUCGCUGCGGCCGCCCUGCCCCGCGCCCUCAGGAGACCGGGACCGGACCAUGAUGUGGACACGCUGGCUCGCGCUCGCGCUGGUGGCGGUCGCCUGGGUCCACGCCGAGGAAGAACUAAGGAGCAAAUCCAAGAUCUGUGCCAAUGUGUUUUGUGGAGCUGGCCGGGAAUGUGCAGUCACAGAGAAGGGAGAGCCCACCUGCCUCUGCAUUGAGCAAUGCAAACCUCACAAGAGGCCUGUGUGCGGCAGCAACGGCAAGACCUACCUCAACCACUGUGAGCUGCAUCGAGACGCCUGCCUCACUGGGUCCAAAAUCCAGGUGGAUUACGAUGGACACUGCAAAGAGAAGAAAUCCGUAAGUCCAUCUGCCAGCCCAGUCGUUUGCUAUCAGUCCAACCGUGAUGAGCUCCGGCGUCGCAUCAUCCAGUGGCUGGAAGCAGAGAUUAUUCCAGAUGGCUGGUUCUCUAAAGGCAGCAACUACAGUGAAAUCCUAGACAAGUACUUUAAGAACGUCGAUAAUGGUGACUCUCGCUUGGACUCUAGCGAAUUACUGAAAUUUGUGGAGCAGAAUGAAACUGCCAUCAACAUCACCACAUAUGCAGACCAGGAGAACAACAAACUGCUUAGAGGACUCUGUGUUGAUGCUCUCAUCGAACUGUCUGAUGAAAAUGCUGACUGGAAACUCAGCUUCCAAGAGUUCCUCAAGUGCCUCAACCCGACCUUCAAUCCUCCAGAGAAGAAGUGUGCCUUGGAGGAUGAAACCUAUGCAGACGGAGCAGAGACCGAAGUGGACUGUAACCGUUGUGUCUGUGCCUGUGGAAACUGGGUCUGCACAGCCAUGACCUGUGACGGAAAGAAUCAGAAGGGGGCCCAGAGCCAGACAGAAGAGGAGAUGACCAGAUAUGUCCAGGAGCUCCAAAAGCACCAGGAAACAGCUGAAAAGACCAAGAAAAUGAGCACCAAAGAGAUCUAAAGAGGUGGCACCUGGGAAGGGUGUCCAGAGCCUGGCACCUUCUCUUCCACUUCCUCGCUGAGUCCAGUAUAUGCAAGUGUCUGCUACAAUCGCCCAAUCACCAGUAUUUGCUUGUAUAGCGAUGAGUUUUUAUUUUGUCUACUUGUUUUGCAAUAAAGGAAAUGGGGGUGGAUGGCUAGGAGGGGCAGGGCCAUAGCCUUCAUUUCUAGGAGUGCUUUGAGAGAAACUGUAAAUGGUGCUUAGGGGCUGGAGACAAGUAAGGAAACUGCAUCAGGGUUGGGAGAGGAGCGGACCCAGAUCUGAACCCCAGUCUGCCACAGCAGUAAACACGCUACGGGGAGUGCAGGCAAUGCUGGCCAGAACUUCAGGCUGCCCCAGAGCAGAGGCAGGGGUGGGGGUGGUUGGAGGCUCAGUGGAGAGGAAGGCAUUCUGCAUCCAGCCCCUCUCUGUCGCCAUCAGCCUAACAGACCUCCAGCAUCUGUGCUUCUCACGGCCCCAACCACUGCCUUUAGAUAACGCAGCCAUCCUUCCAGGUACCCUGUGUCCUUUAGACUUGGGAAUUGGGGGCGGGGGAGUACAUGCAAAUGAUGCAGAUAUUUGUCCACUUUGAACCCCUUAGAGACCAAACCAAAUUUUUAAAAUACUAUUUACCAAAGGUGCUAUUUUUCUGUAAUACUUUUGUUGGCAAGUUGACUUCAUUCUUCAGUUAUUAUCAUUAUAUUAUUGUUGCUGUUUAGUAUUUUAUUUUCUUGACUAGAAAUGGAGCUUCUGUAAUUAUUUUUCAGUAGUCUUACCAUUUCAGGGGUGGGAGAGUUUGGGGUUCUUUCUGGUGCAGGGACCGCUAUAACCCAGACCCCACCAACCCUGCUACAUAUUUAGACGCAGCCCAGAGAUCUGUCCCCCUGGCUUCCAGUGGAUCGGCAGUCUGCCAGUGGGUGCCUCAGACAAGAAGCCAGGGGAAUACGAAGCAUCUCCAUACAAAGUUUUUAAGGUCCAAAAAGCUAGUUUGUUUCCAUUUUUUUCUAAUACAUUCAUGCAAAUCAGCAUUCCAAAGGAUGGAGACAAGUGCAGCCAAGCAAGGCUUAGCCUAUCAAUAUACUCUUUGAUCUACCACUAGCUAGGAGGGGGGACUUUGGCCCAGUCUCUUCCUAUUUUGGAGCCUCAGUUUCCUCAGUGAACAAGUAGGAUUAACCUUUCAAUCUGAUAAAUUAUAAAUUCUGUGGUUCUGAUAAUUGGCCCAGAAGGAUACAGGUUCCUAUGAUUUCCCUUCUCCUUAGGAUAAAUGAAACUUUACUGUUAAAACAAAAGGGUCUGACAGCUAAAAACAAGAUGACCAAAUCUGACCUCUGUCUCAGAGGCUGUGCUGUGAUGUAGAGCUCUCUCGGAUAAAGUCUAUCCGGGAAGAGAAUGAGAAUGGGAAAAAGAACCCCUCCACUUACUUUGCCCUCACUUUUGUGCUCCAUUCUUAACCUUCUUGGAAACAGAAAUAUCUUUCCCUUUCAAGAUGAGGACAAAAGAAUUUCACAUUUUAAGGAGGCAGGAGGGAAUGGAAAUGGAGUCUUCAAACCAUGAUUGGGAGGAGGUCCAUCAUUCUUAUCUUUUGGACUCUGAUUAUUAACCUCACUAUUUACCAUAUAUAAGAUGCACUUGGAACAACAAAGAUUAAACACUUGACUUGAGAGCUCAUUUUCAGAAAGUAGAUUACAGACUAUGAGAGGGAAAUUAGGUAGAUCGCACUGCCCAGGUGACUCUGAGAAGGUUGCGCUUGAAUGUGGAAUUCCUUCUAAAGUUUCUUUGUUCUCCUUUAAAAGGACAGCAUUCCAUUUUGUUUAGAAUUCUGAGCUUUUAUACACAUCCCAUUUAAAAGGUCUUUUUGAGCCCCACUUGUGCACUCUGAAAUGCACCCUUCCUGUCCAGUCACCUCGGAGAACUCCCAACAGCACAACUUGACUGAGUUUUGCCAGCCCCUGGACACUGAGGGCGAGGGCAGGAGUACCAAUUUGUUUAAAGCAAGAAGCCAGAGUGUCUCCUCCCCAAUUACAUUCAGGACAGUGGUUGCAAUCUAAGACUACCCUACCCUGCAACAUGGAAUCGCCAAGAAUAACUCUGCAUUCCACCUGUAAAUAGGGCCGCUAUUGUCUGCGCCAUAGAAUCACAGUAUCUGAUGACCCUUCAUGGAAAGCUGCUAAGUAGCCUAGUUUGGGGAGCGUUGCAUAGAGCUUUGCAUGGAGCAAAUAGGAUUAAACCAGGUUCAGUUCCUCCAGCUCUCUACAAGCACGGGGCUUAGACUGCAAUCUUCCCAGGGCUUUUUCGGUGUGUAUGUGAUUUUAUUAACAUAUUACAGCAUCUGUUAAGAUUCAGUGUUCAUGGAAACCUUUUCACGUGCCAUGACUCUGGAUUCCAUCACUGUUUUUUAGAAAGCAGGUCUCCUCCACCUGCUAAUAAGCCCAUGUAGACAAAUCUGAAUGUCUUUCCUUUACACAUAAAUUUUUAAAUAAUCAAAUCUCCAGAAGCAAAUCUGAACAGGUUUCCGUUGCUUAUGUGUUUGUGAAAUGUAUUUGUAUUAGUAGGCUUCCAUAUUGCAUUUAAUUUGUUUUUGUAACUCUUGAUUCUUUGUUGUUGUUGUUCCUUUUUUUUUUUUUUUUUUUUUUUUGGAUACUAUUGGUAAAUAAAGAAAUUAAAAUAGUCA
Mustela lutreola (European mink) is the source of this 3742-nucleotide messenger RNA. It is a transcript of the gene FSTL1, whose product is annotated as follistatin like 1. NCBI's taxonomy places the organism in Eukaryota, Metazoa, Chordata, Mammalia, Carnivora, Mustelidae. The coding region runs from base 130 to 1053 and encodes 307 amino acids. Gene Ontology annotation, biological process: multicellular organism development; cell differentiation; regulation of BMP signaling pathway. Gene Ontology annotation, molecular function: protein binding; calcium ion binding. The transcript is spliced from 11 exons. The record is from RefSeq and is a predicted model, not a curated record.